AUGUUCACUCAUCUAAACCUCUCACAUAUCACUGCCACACAAAAUAUUGACGAAGCCAAUAUCGGCUGUGAACGUACUCACACAUCGCCACAGUCGGUUCAAUCCGACCAGCCUCUUAUCGCGGAACGUCCAACCGGCGGUCCGCAUGUCCUCCUACCCUCCUGUUAUCCCGUUUUCGUCGAGUCGUUCGAGCCUGAGGAGGGGGAGGUAGAAUGGAUGGUCGUAACGAAGCCGAUCCAUAAGAUCGGAAUGGGGUCAAAGGUGAUCGGGAUGUCCCGUGGUGAAGGCUGUCUGGCCACAGCAGAGGUUGAAGGCGAAGUUACGGGUGUUGAGCGGUACGACAGGGACCACGUUGUGUUCAAAGUCAAGGGAGGGUCGGGGAUGGAAUGGAAGAUGGCGGUCAGGUAUUCGCAUGCGAUAAUUGGGAUAUGUCAACGACUUCGGGUGCUCUUUACUAUCGACACCGACCACCACCCGCCGAAGAGUGACCGGAGCUGGAUGGAGGAUUGGAUUUCGUGUUUCUGUGGGCCGCUGGGGAGCAUGGAUGGUGCGAAAUAG
Stereum hirsutum FP-91666 SS1 is the source of this 558-nucleotide messenger RNA. RefSeq lists its product as uncharacterized. The transcript has a single exon. The record is from RefSeq and is a predicted model, not a curated record. Lineage: Eukaryota; Fungi; Basidiomycota; Agaricomycetes; Russulales; Stereaceae. Bases 1 to 558 code for a protein of 185 amino acids.